AUGGCCGGACGCGCGACCUGGGUAAACAACGACGCAGAACUGAUGGGCGAUGACAUUGUGGGCAAGUUCCUUUCGCAGCAGCCGCAGAACCAUUCGAGCCCGACGACGGGAGACCAGUUACGGCGCUUUACUCAUAGCCAAGAGAAUCUACGAAAUCCCCGUCGUCUCGGCUGUGGGAACCAUGGCGUAGUGGUUCUAGUAGAGAUUAAAGGCGGUUUAUAUGCUCUCAAAGUGUUCAAGAGCUGGAAACAAGUCGGUCCUGUCAUCUACCCAUUCGAGCACGCUGUUUACAUGUCACCACUUGCCAAAGAAAGCCAAGCAUUCGCACGACUCGACGCGCUUGGCGAGAAUGUGUCGUCGGAGACGUCUUCGAUACUCGCGACCUAA
Molecule: messenger RNA, 387 nt
Organism: Fonsecaea monophora
Lineage: Eukaryota; Fungi; Ascomycota; Eurotiomycetes; Chaetothyriales; Herpotrichiellaceae
Exons: 3
Coding region: 1-387 (128 amino acids)
Molecular function (GO): ATP binding
Source: RefSeq, a predicted model, not a curated record